AUGAGUUGGUUCCCAGAUGAGGAUGGGAUACGGCAAACGUUGGAUUUGCUACAUAAUUCCCAAUCAACUGACACAAACGUUCAAAGGGUUGUGCAUGAGAAAUUAAAUGAGUUGAACAAUGUUCCUGAUUUUAACAAAUACCUAGCUUAUAUCUUGACAAAUGCAGGUUCGGAAAGUGACAGCACGCGUUCUCUUAGUGGACUUAUUCUGAAAAAUAAUCUGAAAAGUCACUUUAAGAGAUGCCCUCCUGAACUUAUUAGCUACAUCAAGGAUGGGUGUUUACGGUGCAUCAGUGAUAGUUCACCUAUGAUCAGAUCAAUUGUCGGAAUUCUUAUUACCACUAUUGUAACUAGUGACGGUAUACAAAAUUGGCCAGAGUUGCUCCCAAAGUUGGUGGAAUGUAUUGAUUCUCAUGAUAUUAAUUUUAUGGAGGGUGCUUUUGGCGCGAUCGAGAAAAUAUGCGAAGAUUCUUCAUCUCAACUGGAAACCGAUCGUAUUGGUUGUCCUAUAGGACUGCUUAUUCCGAAAUUCUUACAAUACUCUAGACAUGACAGUCCAAAAAUCAGGUCUCAUGCUCUUGCAUGCAUCAACCACUUCAUACAUAGCCAAUCUCAGGUUCUCCUACACUUUGUUAACGAGUUUCUGGAGUGUUUGUUCGCUUUAGCCGAAGAUGAAGAUCCAAAUGUCCGGCGACAUGUUUGCUCUGCAUUUGUACAGCUUCUGGAAGCUCACUUGGAUAAAUUACUUCCAAAUUUACCUGACAUCAUUGAGUUUAUGCUUCUUCGCACUCAAGAAAACGAUGAAAAUAUUUCAAGAGAGGCAUGUGAAUUUUGGCUCUCGCUUUCUGAACAACCUGUGUGCCACCAAGCCCUGUCGCCAUAUAUCGGGCGACUUAUCCCAGUGUUAGUUUGUGGAAUGAAGUAUUCAGAAAGUGAUAUGGUGUUACUUCGAAAUGAUUUAGAAGAAGAUGCUCAUCUGCCUGACAAGGAAUGCGAUAUUCGCCCACGGUUUCAUAAGACAAAAAAUAAACUUUUCUCUCCAGAGGAUGAUGACGAAGAUGAAGACGACGAUUACGUUUCCAACUGGACUCUCAGGAAAUGUUCUGCUGCUGCCCUUGAUGUGUUGGCUAGUGUGUUCCACACAGAUUUUCUACCUAUUUUGUUGCCAAUCACAAAAGAACUUCUGUUUUCUCCUCAGUGGGAACUUAAGGAGUCUGGUAUUUUGGUUCUUGGUGCUAUUGCAGAAGGUUGUAUGAAGGGCAUGAUUCCAUACCUUCCAGAGUUAUGUCCGUUCCUGAUUGGUUGUCUGUCGGAUGACAGACCUCUCAUACGUAGUAUAACUUGUUGGACAUUAAGCCGUUAUUCUCAUUGGAUCGUUGGACAACCUCAUGAACAAUACUUCAAGCCUUUAAUGGUUGAGCUCCUCAAAAGAAUUUUGGAUUGUAACAAACGUGUUCAGGAGGCAGCCUGUUCUGCUUUCGCUACUCUAGAAGAAGAAGCAUGUACAGAUCUCGUCCCAUAUCUGGACCUCAUCCUACGAACUCUUGUGUACGCGCUUAAACAAUAUCAACACAAAAACUUGUUUAUUUUGUAUGAUGCUAUAGGUACACUUGCAGAUUCUGUUGGUCAUCAUCUCAAUCGACCGGAUUUCAUAGAGAUGCUUAUGCCACCGCUUUUUGAGAAGUGGAACGUUUUACGAGAUGACGAGAAAGACUUAUUCCCCCUUCUGGAGUGCCUUUCUAGCAUGGCUACUGCCCUAGGAACAGGUUUCCUACCCUACUGCUCUCCUGUGUUUAGUCGAUGUGUUAAUUUAAUUGAUAGAACAAUACAACUCAGUAAGCUACAUGCUCAACAACCAGAUGUAUAUGAACCACCAGACAAAGACUUUAUGGUGAUUUCUCUGGAUCUCCUAAGUGGGCUUAUGGAAGGUCUUGGGUCUCAGAUGGAACAUUUAGUAUCAAGUAGCCCCCUGGUAAAGUUACUAUGUGAAGCAGCUCAAGACGCUCAACCAGACGUCCGCCAGAGUAGUUUUGCUCUCUUGGGUGAUUUAACAAAAGCAUGCUUUGCGCACAUCCAACCUCAGAUUGGUCAGUUUAUGACAAUUUUGGCUAAUAAUCUCAGUUCGGAGCAUAUAUCUGUUAGUAACAAUGCUAUUUGGGCAAUCGGAGAAAUUUGUAUUCAAUUGGGUGAAGGGAUGGCACCGUUUGCUUCUUUGUUCAUUCAUCCCUUGAUAGAAAUUAUCAAUCGUCAAAGCACACCUAAGACACUCCACGAAAAUACUGCGAUAACAAUUGGACGUCUUGGUUUUGUUUGUCCUGGUGAAUUGGCUCCUCAUCUAAGCACUUUCAUUCGUCAGUGGUGUCUGUUUUUGCGCAAUAUAAGGGACAAUGAAGAAAAAGACAGUGCAUUUCGUGGUAUUUGUAAUUUGAUUACGCUCAAUCCUGCCGGUGUCUUGCAUGAUUUCCUUUUCUUUUGUGACGCUGUAGCUUCUUGGAAUAAUCCUAAAGACGAUUUAAAAGAGAGAUUUAAUGCUAUUUUACAUGGAUUCAAAGUCCAGGUUGGAGAAGAUGAUUGGAGUAAAUUCUGGAGUCAGUGUCCUCCAAUGCUUCGUGAACGGUUAUCUCUUCAGUACAAUCUUUGA
Molecule: messenger RNA, 2640 nt
Organism: Schistosoma curassoni
Lineage: Eukaryota; Metazoa; Platyhelminthes; Trematoda; Strigeidida; Schistosomatidae
Source: the annotation of a GenBank genome assembly